This is a messenger RNA of Sardina pilchardus (European sardine), 986 nucleotides long. RefSeq names its product DELTA-stichotoxin-Hcr4a-like. The transcript has 3 exons. Gene Ontology annotation, biological process: cytolysis in another organism; pore complex assembly; monoatomic cation transport. Gene Ontology annotation, molecular function: channel activity. The record is from RefSeq and is a predicted model, not a curated record. The coding region runs from base 158 to 715 and encodes 185 amino acids. Gene Ontology annotation, cellular component: pore complex. Lineage: Eukaryota; Metazoa; Chordata; Actinopteri; Clupeiformes; Clupeidae.
ACCUGGUUCUCACAGGAGGGUGGAGUGGCACUUUUUUAGGCGGUGUCUCCCCAUUUUUUGUAGUUUUAGAGAACUUGUGAGCCAGAUCUUCCUAACUCAGACCAGUACAGCUGUGUUCAACAUCAUCUACAGAACCUCCCAGAAAAAAAAAAGCAUCAUGCCAGAGACAGCUGAAGCCGUGGCUGCAACCGUCACAACUCGCAGGAAUGUCACCAUCGAGAUCACCAACCUCACCAACAACUACUGCCUGCUCAACCCCAAAGUGUUCCUUGAGAGCGGCGAGACUUACAACCCGCCUCAGCCCACCGUGCGCCCCCUGAAGACCGAGGUGUGCACCUUCAGCAAGACCAGCGCCAACGCCACGGGCAGCGUGGGGGUCAUGACCUACGACCUCUUCGAGCGCACCCGCAAGGGCGCCACCGAGACCCUCGCCAUCAUGUUCUCCGUGCCCUGGGACUACAACGUCUACAAGAACUGGUACGCCAUCGGCAUCUACCCCGCUGGCAAGGAGUGCGACGAAGCCCUGUACAAGGAGAUGUACUACGACAAGGAGCCCAAGGGCUUCGUCCGCAUGGAGGCUGACGGCUCAGGGCUGACCUUCGAGGGCUCGAGCCUGGACGUCAAGGCCACCAUGUGCCCGAUGGGACGGGCCAUCAUGAAGGUGGAGCUGUGGGACAAGCUGUUUUCACCCGGCAUGCAGCAAUCGCACCACUAGAGGGCGGUAGAGCGAAGAUGAACAAGGAGAGGGAGAGAGGUGCUGAGAAAAGAGUUGCUAGUCCCUAGGAACUCCUCCCUACCAACCAUUCCCAAGUUUUGCUUAAUGAAACUUAGUAUGGACAUGCCACUGCCCCAACCAUAGGAAUUGUAUUACACUGAAGCACACAUAACAACACAAACACACACUGGUGAAAUGCAUGAUUUAUAUUGUAAACAACUGUAAAGGACCCAUAGAGUCUAUGCUGCAAAAGUAAAGGUUUGAUCUCCUA